Messenger RNA from Thecamonas trahens ATCC 50062, 4836 nucleotides. Its product is annotated as NADPH-cytochrome P450 reductase. Gene Ontology annotation, molecular function: FMN binding; monooxygenase activity; flavin adenine dinucleotide binding. The record is from RefSeq and is a predicted model, not a curated record. Bases 1 to 4806 code for a protein of 1601 amino acids. Gene Ontology annotation, cellular component: cytosol. The transcript is spliced from 2 exons. Lineage: Eukaryota; Apusomonadida; Apusomonadidae.
AUGUCUGGCCGUGUCGUGGGAAUGUUCUGCAUGCCGGCGCCGUGUGGUCUCGACGCGCUCUCCGUCGCGCCAUGGACGGUGGUCGACUCGGUCGAUGUGGAGCCGCGAGGGCCGACUGGUCCCCGCUUUGGGGCGGUCUUUGCGGUGGCUGGGCCUGGCGAGGCUGAUGUGGCUGGGCCUGGGGCUAGUGCCGCCGAUGUGGCUGGAGCUGACGAGGCUGGCGCGAUUCUGCCAGCAGCGGCAUGCCCUCUCUCCCGGCAGGGCAACAAGAUGAUGGAGACGACGAUGGAAGAUGGCGUGCUGGUUGUUGGCCCGCCACGCGCCGAGUCGAGCGAGGAGUCGUGCCUGCAUGCAGCAGCGGUCAACGCUGGAUGUCCACGUUCGGACGAUGAUGACGAGCAUGUGCGACUAGAUUUGGCGGGGACAAGGGCAACGGUGUCGGGAAGGCAUAUCCGUCGCGGUGUCGGGCUUAAGAUUGAGGGUGAUUUGCCAUUUGUGCAGGGCGCGACUGGAAUGAGCGCGUCCAUUGCGCACCUGGUUGUGCCUGACGACGAGUCGCGACAGGCAUGGAUUGCAGCGCUUAAUGCUGCGGCAGCCGUGGCCGCCACUCGUUCCUCUGCGCCGACUCGCCUCCGCAUUGUGCUGACCUUUACUGGGCCGCCGCCGGAGCGCCACGAGCUUGAGCCUGUGAUGGUGGUCGACGCGCCCGGUGCCGCCCGCCAAGGCGUCGAGCUCGCCUGGCAGUGGGUCGCCGCCAACUACCUCGCCACCGCCCGGGCUGUCGGCCUCACGCUCUCGCCCGCCGAGGUUCGCCGCAUUGCACUGGUCUUUUUUGGCAAUCUCGCGCUGGCGUCGCAGCAUCCAGACUUUGCGCUGCAUGUAUUGGCCAGCCCGACACCGGCACCAGCUGACGACGAAAGACCGGGACCAGCCCCAAGCCUUGCUGCAGCGCUUGCGUCCAUCAAGCCGAGCGCGCCGCCAGCGCUGGCGCCGUCACCGCCAGCCGAGGCACUCGACGCAUCGCAGUACUUGUUUCAGGCCAUUUCGCUGGUCGACACGCUCACAAGCGCAAGUCCGAGCCCGAGCCCUGUGCCGAGUGCAGACGAUGGUGAUGAUGGCGAGGCGGGAUCGAGCUCGGGCGAGGCUGGAACCAGCGGGCUUGCCAUUCUCAACACCUCUUUUGUCGCCCGCGGCAUCUUUCUUGUCUCGUCAUUUGUGGCGCGGCUGGUCUCCGGCCCGUCGCUCAAGCUCGGGGUGCUGCAGAUGAUGGCGCGCGCGACGCGCGAGGCCGGCAUUUCGCUGCAGCCGAUGCAGAGCCGCGAGCCGCGCGGCCCCAAGACCCGAUGGCUUGUCGGCAACAUCCCGGACAUUCUCCCCGCCAAGGGCGCGGUCCAUGCCGCGGCGCUCCUCACCUAUGAGUACGGCAAGCUGACCAAGCUCGCGCUAGGCAAGGAGAAGUUGUAUGUGGUUGCCGACGCCAAUUAUGUGCACCGGAUCAUGGCAUCAGCCGAAAAGCGGUUUCCCAAGCAGGAGGUCAUGGCACGGUCGCUGUUCAUGGCCGACGGCGAGACGUGGGCGUCGUCGCGGCGGACGCUCCUACCGGCUUUUGGCACGCGGUCGAUGAAGCACUUUGUGCCGGCGUUCCACGAGGCGACACUCUGCCUUGCGGCGUCGAUGCGAGCGCUUGCGGUGGAGAGCCCCGGAACGGCGUUCAAUUGCUUCGAUGCGUUCAAGGAGCUCACGUUCCAGGUCAUCUGUCGGUGCGGGUUCGACUACGACGCGUCGCGGGCCAACCCACAUGCGGAGGCCUUUACCUCGGCGUUUGAGUUCAUCAUCCACCACCAGGUCACGCGCUCGUUCCAGUUCGGCUUUCUCAAGAUCCUGCCGACCUCGUCGAACCGGCGGUUUGCGGCAGCCAAGGCUUCGAUUGAGACCGUCGUCGCCGACAUCAUGGCCCAGCGACUGGCGGAGCGUCCGGCCGGCGUUGCUCGCGGCGAGCUGCCGCCGUCGGCGUCGGAGCACGCCGACUUUCUGGCGUUUAUGAUGGAUAACGCCGACCCAGAGACGGGUGACUUUAUCUCGCACGACAUCAUGCAGGAGCAGGUCAUGGUCUUUCUUGCCGCCGGUCAUGUCACCACCACGCUCCUCACCUCGUGGGCGCUCUUCUGUAUCGCGCAGCAUCCCGAGGUCGAAGCCAAGAUCCUGGCCGAGCUGGCCGGGGUGCUUGGGCCGGACCCGGCGGCGCUGCCGUCGUUUGCGCAAAUUGGCGAGAUGCACUACCUGCUCAUGGUGCUGAAGGAGACGCUGCGGUUGUACCCGGCGGCUCAGUCGGUCAUCCGCUACCACCCGGAGCCGUUUGUGGUUGGUGGCUACCGAGUUGCUGGCGGGAGCCACUCGAUGACCGUUCCGUGGGUCAUCCACCGCGACCCGGAGCUGUGGAGCCAGCCUGAGGCGUUCAUCCCGGAGCGAUUUGCGCCCGAGCGCGAGACUCGCCGGCACCCGUUUGCGUGGAUGCCGUUUGGCGGCGGCGACCGUGUGUGCAUUGGCUCGCGCUUUGCGCUUCUCGAGGUCCGUGCCGUCGUUGCCGUUCUCCUCCGCAACUUUCACUUUGAGGUUCCCCCGGGUUUUGAAGUUGCAGCGUCGCGAAAUCCGGUGGAGCCCGACGGCGGGCUGCUCCUGGUUCCGUCGCUCCGCGAUUCGGCGGCAGCCGCGAGCCAGGGUGCGGCUCUGUACGACUCGCUUGCCAGUUUUGCUACCCACGAUCCGGAUGCGCUUGCCGAUCACAUUCCCAAGCACCUCGAGGUGGUGGCUAACGUCUGCGGUAUGUCUGGUGAACAGCUGGCGGCGGCAGCGGCGGCGGCGCAGGAGAGCGUUGCAGCGGCAGCGGCGAGCCCAGAGCUAAGCGAUGAGGUGAUCCGGCUGGCGCCGAGCCUCAAUGGUGUCGAGGGUGGCCUCGAACUGGUAAUUGGUUACGGGUCGAACAUGGGCACCUCGCGCGGCUUUGCGCAGACGAUUGAGGCCGACGCAAGGCGACGGUACGGCAGCGCGCUGAGCAGGGUAGUGAUCUCGCCGCUCGAUGAGGUGCUGAGCUCUGGCGCGCUGGUGAGCAGCGAGCCCGACGCGACGAGCGUGCUGGUUGUUGUCACGUCGUCGUACAACGGUGAGCCGCCGGACAACGCGCGCGACUUUGUGGCGUGGCUCAGCGAGGCCAGUCCCGAGUCUGCCGGCCUCGGCUCGUGGUACACGGCAGUGUUUGGCUGCGGCAACACCCAGUGGGGCCAUCGGUUCCAGGCUGUGCCAAAGAAGGUUGCCCACGAGCUGGAGCGGUUAGGAGUGAGCGCGAUCUGCGAGCGUGGGGCUGGCGAUGACGACACCUCGCUGGACAUGGACUUUGAGGCGUGGUACACACUUUUUGUGCCGGCGCUCGACAUGGCGUACGGCGUGGAGGCGGUUCCUUUGGUGUCCGCCGACGGUGCCGAUGACAUCGAGUCUGGCGACGAGCUUCCAGCGCUGGUUCUCGAGGCGGCUGGGCCACACGCCGAGGCGCUCUCGCUCGAGGCGCUGCACUCGUCCGACGGCGGGCGUCGGAUGCGAGUGGUGGUCAACGACGAACUGCUCUCACCCGAGUAUGUGCGCAAGACCGGGUUUUCGACCCGGCACAUCGAAGUGAUGAUGAACAGCGGCGAGAAUGACAAGUACGCGCCGGGCGACCACAUCGGCGUGUUUCCGGCGAAUCCCGAAGCUGCGGUGGUGCGGUUUGCGGUCCUCGCCGGGCUCUACGAUGAGCUCGACGAGUUGGUGGUGGUGGGCGACGGUGGCUCGUCGUGGGACGUCCUGCAGCCGGGGACGGCGACUACAGCGAGGUUUGUGCUCACCCACGUGGUGGAUGUGUGUGGCGCGCCGCCGCGGAUGCUGCUUCGCAAGCUCGCGCAGUUCUGCUCGGUAGCGAGCGAGCGGGCGACGCUGGAGAUGCUCGGCUCGUCAACGGCCGAAGGCAUGGCGGCGUACGAUGAGCUUGUCCUCGGACGGCGGCUGACGGUGAGCGAUGUACUGCGGCAGUUUCCAAGCGUGGCGGUGGCUGGCGCCAGCGUCUGGUUCUGCGGCCUGCUGCCCAAGCUCAAGCCGCGGCUGUACUCGAUCUCGUCGGCACCGCAGGGCGGUCUUAACGAGGUUGUCUCACUCACAGUCGGGGUGGUCCGCGAGACAGCACCUGCCUUUGGCGGGUUGGCGUCCAACUAUCUGGCGGAGCUUGCACCGGGGACCGAGCUGUGGGCCUUUACGCGUUCGUGCGAUCCGCACUUUCGGGUUCCGGCUGCCGGAGAAGGCGGGUCGACAGACGGGGUGGCGAUGGCGCUGGUUGGACCGGGCACCGGCUUUGCGCCGUUCCGCGGUUUCCUGCACGAAGUUGCGCGGCGGCCAGGGCCGCACACGCAGCACAUGGUGUUCAUCGGAUGUCGCCAGGCCGGCGGUGACGAGCUGUACGCUGACGAGCUGGACGGCUUUGAGGCUGCGGGCGUUGUGGGCACCGUUUCGCGGGCAUACUCGCGCGAGCAGACGACAGUCUCGGGCUCGCGGAUGUAUGUGCAGGACCGAAUGGCAGAAGCCGCGCGUCCGCUGUGGGAGAAGAUUCUGUCUCCAGUAGCCGGCGGGCGUGUCUUUGUCUGCGGCGAUGGGCGGCGGAUGGCUAAGGACGUCCGGCGGGUUGUUGCCCGCAUUGCCGAGGACGAGGGCGGUGUCACCGAUGGCGUCGCAUGGCUCGCCGACAUGCAGGCCAGCGGGCGAUAUGUCGAGGAUGUGUGGGGAUAGGGCAGUGUAACACAGAUCCCGGAGCGGGGA